Molecule: messenger RNA, 1971 nt
Organism: Parnassius mnemosyne (clouded apollo)
Lineage: Eukaryota; Metazoa; Arthropoda; Insecta; Lepidoptera; Papilionidae
Source: the annotation of a GenBank genome assembly
AUGAGCGCAUUAAUGAAAGCAGCUAUUUCAAGAAGCCCGGCAUCGCUGGCCACUUAUGUGUAUAGGAAUCUGCAUUUGUCUGUUGGAGGUGCCAGACCUGCAAAAGAUGGAUCUGUUAACACUAAUAUAUCUAAAGCAUACACAGUAAUUGAUCAUCAACAUGAUGCAUUAGUUAUUGGUGCCGGUGGUGCUGGUCUACGGGCAGCUUUUGGCCUUGUACAGGAAGGCUUUAAGACAGCUGUUGUGACCAAACUUUUCCCAACAAGAUCACAUACUGUUGCUGCCCAGGGUGGAAUCAAUGCUGCUUUAGGUAACAUGGAGGAAGACAGUUGGCUUUGGCAUAUGUAUGAUACGGUAAAGGGCUCUGAUUGGCUUGGUGAUCAGGAUGCCAUUCACUAUAUGACUAGAGAAGCACCAUAUGCUGUAAUUGAACUUGAUAACUAUGGAAUGCCUUUCUCCCGUACACCUGAGGGUAAAAUAUAUCAAAGAGCUUUUGGAGGACAAUCUUUGAAGUUUGGUAAAGGUGGCCAAGCACAUAGGUGCUGUGCUGUAGCUGACAGGACUGGUCACUCCCUACUUCACACACUAUAUGGACAAUCUCUGAGAUAUGAUUGUGAAUACUUCAUUGAGUAUUUUGCUUUGGAUCUUUUGAUGGAAGAUGGUGUUUGUAAGGGAUGCAUCGCCCUCAAUCUUGAAGAUGGAACAUUGCAUAGGUUCCAAGCGAAGAACACGAUCCUGGCAACGGGAGGCACGGGUCGCGCGUACUUCAGCUGCACGUCGGCGCACACGUGCACCGGCGACGGAACCGCCAUGGCGGCUCGCGCCGGCCUGCAGAACGAGGACAUGGAGUUUGUGCAGUUCCACCCUACAGGAAUUUACGGCGCAGGCUGCCUAAUGACGGAGGGUUGCCGCGGUGAGGGCGGUUUCCUGGUUAAUGCGAAGGGCGAGCGCUUCAUGGAGCGGUACGCACCAGUGGCCAAGGACCUGGCCAGCCGGGACGUCGUGUCGCGUUCUAUGACCAUUGAGAUUAUGGAAGGUCGUGGAUGCGGUCCCGAAAAAGACCACGUACACCUUCAACUUCACCACUUGCCACCCGAUCAACUCAAGCAGCGUCUGCCCGGCAUCUCUGAAACUGCUAUGAUUUUCGCUGGCGUCGACGUUACAAAGGAGCCUAUUCCUGUGCUGCCGACCGUGCAUUACAACAUGGGUGGCACGCCCACUAACUUCCGUGGCGAGGUGAUCCGGCACGCGGAGGGGUCGGACCAGGUGGUGCCGGGGCUGCUGGCGGCGGGCGAGGCGUCGUGCGCGUCGGUGCACGGCGCCAACCGGCUGGGCGCCAACUCGCUGCUCGACAUCGUGGUGUUCGGCCGCGCCUGCGCGCUCACCGUCGCCGCCACCAGCCGCCCCGGCGACGCGCAAGCGCCGCUCAAACAGACAUCAGGAGAAAGUAGUAUUGCAAACCUGGACCGGAUCAGAUACGCGGAUGGAUCAAUUCCUACAGCCGAAUUGCGCUUGCGCAUGCAACGGUGCAUGCAGAAGAAUGCCGCUGUGUUCCGACAGAAGAGCACACUAGAAGAAGGGCAACGUCAAAUCAACGAGAUCUACAAGCAGAUCAAGGACGUAAAGGUGUCCGACCGGUCGCUGAUCUGGAACUCGGACCUGGUGGAGACGCUGGAGCUGCAGAACCUGCUCAUCAACUCGGUGCAGAUCGUGGAGGGCGCGCUGGCCCGCGAGGAGUCCCGCGGCGCGCACGCGCGCGAGGACUUCAAGACGCGCCGCGAUGAAUACGACUACUCCAAGCCGCUAGAAGGACAGACGAAAUUACCCUUCGAGAAACACUGGAGAAAACACACACUGGCAGAAACUGACUCUGAAACCGGCUUGACCAAGCUUUCCUACCGGCCAGUCAUCGACGAGACCCUCGACCAGAAGGAGUGCAAAACCGUGCCGCCUGUCAUCAGGACCUAUUAG